UCUCUAACGUUACCCUUAGUGUCAAGCAAGAUGGCCAAGGGGAAGGUGCUAUCCGUGUGCUCUCUAGUCAUCCUUUUCCUCGCCAUUUGGUUCAGCAGGGAUGACGGCCACUCGGUCCUACAGGAAAGGUUACAGGAGGUCCUUAAGGCCAUGCUGGAGGUAGAACAGCAACAUCCCGUGGGCAAGGUUCGCAUCGCUGUGGGCUACGGUGCGUGUCGAGAUGUGUUCGUGCAGGGCGGGCAGCUGCUGGGUCCCCUCGCGCCCCCCUCGGCUGCCGCCCACCACACUCGCAUCACCUCCCUCAAGGAUCUGAAGGAGGUGUACGCGUUCUUCUUCGCGGCGGGAUCUGCAGCGGAGCGAUAUGUCAGCAACGAAACCCUAUUCACCGAGAUCCUGGAAGCUGCCGAGUCCCUGCCAGGCGCUUACUCUGCUGUGGGGGGGAACGCGCCGGUCAUGGCCUCGCGCUUCGCCAAGGAGGGGGCCCAGGUGCUGCUUGCGGCCAAACGGAGCCCGUAUAUAUUAAAAGACAUGCCCCCAGGAGUUGUGGUCGGAGGCGCAGAGACGGAUGGCACUCGGGACAUCCACCUCAUCAUAGAGUAUAAGGCGGGUGACACCUGGGGGCCAUACCUGUCACCCAGAGCCAACAGGUUCAUCAUCCACAGUGACUCGUCCAACCCCACACUGAGCACGGUGGAGACCUUCGCGGAGCAGCUGGCCACCUUCCGCCCCCACCUGUUCGUAGUGGGCGGCCUGCAGAUGAUGGACAAUUUCCCCUUCACACCAGGCAUGAUGGAGGCGCGGCUUAAAGCAGUAAAGGAACAGAUCUUGACGCUCCCGGCCAGCUCACGGAUCCACUUUGAGAUGGCCUCCUUCACCGACGAGGCACUUCUGCACGGCCUGGUGGAGAACAUCCUGCCCUACACCGACUCCCUGGGCAUGAAUGAACAGGAGCUCCCCAACCUGUACAACAUGCUGAGGUACGGCAACGUCACGCUGGUGUCGGAUUUCAACCCCAGAGUGGCCGUGGUGCUGGACCAGAUGCGACACGUGUUCAAUCACUUGGGCGGGGACUCCACCUCCGACAGCAACCGAAGCAGCAGCAGCAGCGGCCGGCGGAGACUGACACGGCUGCACCUUCACACCCUCGCGUUCCAGGCCAUCAUGGUACGGAAGGGUGCGCGCUGGCCCAACACCCUCGCGGCCGCCACCAAGGCUGCCCUCACCGCCAACAGACAUGUGUGCGGCAACGCGGAGAUCAGCCUCGACCACGCCCGGAUGCUGAUGGACGAAGGCUUCACUCUCUCCGAGGCGGCGGGUGCUGGACGCAUCAUGUUUGACAACCAGCGGCCUGUUGCGUGCUGGACGGAGGACGGGGGCAUGGUGGAGGUCUGCAUCGCCCCCGUGUUAGUGUGCACCACCGUACGACACACGGCCGGCGGGGGGGACAACAUAUCAGCCGCUGGUCUCAUACUGCAGGUGUAGGGGUGAUGGUGUGUGUGUGUGUGCGUGUGUGUGUCUAGAUGAGUGGAAGAAGGAGGGAAGAUGGGAACGGACGAAGAAUGGAGGAAGUGAAGAGGGGGUGGAAGGUGUGGGGGUGAUGGUCUAUGUGUGUGUGUGUGUGUAGAUGAGUGGAGGAAAGAGAGGAGUGAAGGAGGAAAGAUGGGAAGGGACGGAAAAUGGAGAUACAGAAAGGAGAGGGGAAUGGAAAGUAUUGGGGCGAUGGAAGGGAUGAGAACGGGGAACGGAAGGAAAUGGAAUGGUUAUAGGUAGUUGGAGGGUUGAGGGAAAGGUUUGGUAGAGAUAGACUGUUAGACUGAGCUGGAAAGAGACUGUAGAAUGACCAAGAGAUGAAGGAAGAGGAACUGGGACUGACUGGAGAAAGACUGAGGUUAAGGGUUGCUGGAGGGUUAAGGGAAAUUCAUGAUUGAGAAAGACUGUUAGACUGGGCUAGAGAGAGACUGAGAGACUAGAAUGACCAAGAGAUGAAGGAGAAGGGACUGGGACUGACUGGAGGAAGACUGAGGUUAAGGGUUGAUGGAGGGUUAAGGGAAAUUCAUGGUAGAGAAAGACUGUUAGACUGGGCUAGAGAGAGAGACUGAGAGACUGUAGAAUGACCAAGAGGUGAAGGAGAGGAACUGGGACUGACUGGAGAAAGACCCAAAGAACUGUUAUGGGUAGUUAGAGGGGGGUCUGAGGGUAAAGGUUUGAAGAGAGGGAGAGAAUGAAAGGAAGGAAGGAAGGGUAAGGAGAGAGAGAGAGAGGGAGAGAAUGAAAGAAAGAAAAAGAAAGGAAGGAAGGGUAAGGAAAGAGAGAGAGAGAGAGAGGGAGAGAAUGAAAGGAAGAAAGAAAGCAAGAAAAAGAAAGGAAGAAAGGCUAAGAAGAGAGAGGGAGAGAGAGAGAGAGAAUGAAAGAAAGAGAGAAAGAAAGAAAGGAAGGAAUGAUAGGCAGAAGUUGAAAGCAAUCGCAAUACACAAACUUCUAUUUAUUUAUUUUUAUUUAACGAGAGAUUUUACGUGUAGGGACGACCAGCUGUGUGCUCCUUGUGGUGGUGAGGCUAACAACAGUGACAGUAUUGGUGGUGAGGUAUUGGUGGUGAUGACGGAGGUGAUGAGGUGGUGGAGAUGGUACUAAUAAUAACAGUAUUGAUGUAAUGGUGAUGAUGAUGGUUGGUAUGAUAGCCAGUCAUUUGUCAGGGAGAGAGAGAGAGAG
Molecule: messenger RNA, 2709 nt
Organism: Eriocheir sinensis (Chinese mitten crab)
Lineage: Eukaryota; Metazoa; Arthropoda; Malacostraca; Decapoda; Varunidae
Product: ADP-dependent glucokinase-like
Exons: 10
Coding region: 31-1482 (483 amino acids)
Biological process (GO): glucose metabolic process
Cellular component (GO): endoplasmic reticulum
Molecular function (GO): ADP-specific glucokinase activity
Source: RefSeq, a predicted model, not a curated record